Messenger RNA from Metarhizium album ARSEF 1941, 1566 nucleotides. RefSeq names its product monooxygenase, FAD-binding protein. NCBI's taxonomy places the organism in Eukaryota, Fungi, Ascomycota, Sordariomycetes, Hypocreales, Clavicipitaceae. The record is from RefSeq and is a predicted model, not a curated record. Bases 1 to 1566 code for a protein of 521 amino acids. Gene Ontology annotation, molecular function: FAD binding. The transcript has a single exon.
AUGCCGACGCACGACUCUGCCGGCAGCGUCCUUGUCGUCGGCGCCGGGCCAACGGGUCUUGUCCUUGCCCUUUGGCUUUCAAAAUUUGGCGUCAAAGUCCGACUCAUCGACAAGGCCGCACACGCGGCAACGUCGACCCGCGCGCUCGCCGUGCAGGCGCGCAUCCUCGAACUCUACGCCCAGUUCGACCCGGAGCUUGCAGACGACGUCAUCAAGACAGGCCACACAGUAGUCGGGGUUAAUGCCUGGGUCAAGGGUCGUCGCGCUUUUCGGGUGCCGCUUGCCCAGAUCGGGGAGGAUCUGACGUCUCAUCCUUUUAUCCAAAUCUAUCCGCAGGACCAACAUGAGCAAAUGCUGACGGAGAGGCUGCACAAAGACUUUGGCACAAGUGUCGAAUGGCAAACGGAGUUGGUUUCGUUCAAAGACGAGGGCGCCGAUGCACAGAUAGUGGCGUCGUUGAAGAAAGCAGAUGGAAAGGAAGAGGUAGUCAGGGCAGGAUACUUGGCCGGCUGCGACGGAUCGCACUCUGUCGUGCGCAAGACUCUCGGCAUAUCCUUUCCCGGCGGCAUCUACGAUCAAAUGUUUUAUGUUGCCGACAUUGCCGGCGCGGGCCUGGCCAUGGACGGCGAGCUACAUGUAUGUCUCGACGAGGCCGACUUCUUGGCCAUCUUUCCUCUCGCAACUCGGGGUCGCGCGCGGCUCAUUGGCACGGUCCGGCACUCCAAGUCCUCCGCCGCAUCGCAGCACCUGUCCUUUGACCAUGUGAGCGGCCGCGCCAUCGAGCAGAUGAAGCUCCAAGUAGGCAAGGUCAACUGGUUCUCCACGUACCGCGUGCACCACCGAGUCGCGGACCACUUCCGCAAAGGGCGCGCGUUUCUGCUCGGAGACGCCGCUCACGUCCACAGCCCAGCCGGCGGCCAAGGAAUGAACACGGGCAUCGGCGACUCCAUCAAUCUGGCGUGGAAAAUGGCCGCUGUGCUCGCGGGCGAUGCGGAAGAUGGCUUGUUGGAUACAUACCAAGAGGAAAGGGCUCGCUUUGCCAAUCGCCUGGUUUCUACAACGGACCGCGCCUUCACCUUGGCCACGGCAGAAGGAACGGUUGCGCGAUUCAUCCGCACCAAGGGCAUACCGGUACUGGUCCCGAUGCUGCUUUCAUGCCGGGCUGUGCGCCGGUUCAUGUUCAGAACGUUAUCACAGAUCACACUGAACUACUGUGGAAUGUCACUUGCUUCAGGCCGUGUGGGCAGGCUGGAGGGCGGGCAACGUUUGCCAUGGGUUGUGGUGGAUGGAAUCAGCAACUACGAGUCUCUUGCCUCGAUGAAAUGGCAGGUCCACGUCUAUGGAACUGCGACAGACACCCUGUUGACUUGGUGUCAUGACCACGGCUUGGGGUUGACCGCAUUUGAAUGGACCCCCGAGUAUGCUUCUGCAGGAUUGACUCGCGAUGUAGUCUGCAUUCUACGUCCCGAUGGCUACGUGGCAAUGAUUCAGAGUGGGGUGGAUGUCAGUGCUAUAGAGCGGUACUUUGAACGUCGUCAGAUCCGAUUGCGUUCUUUUGGGGGAUAA